Molecule: messenger RNA, 627 nt
Organism: Fusarium mangiferae
Lineage: Eukaryota; Fungi; Ascomycota; Sordariomycetes; Hypocreales; Nectriaceae
Product: putative Ras-related protein Rab-6A
Exons: 6
Coding region: 1-627 (208 amino acids)
Molecular function (GO): GTP binding; GTPase activity
Source: RefSeq, a predicted model, not a curated record
AUGUCGCAAGCUGGCGGAUCAUACAAUAACCCCUUGAAGAAGUUCAAGUUGGUGUUUCUAGGAGAACAGAGCGUCGGAAAGACCUCUUUAAUCACACGAUUCAUGUAUGAUUCUUUCGACAACAUGUAUCAAGCGACAAUUGGCAUUGAUUUCCUCUCCAAGACCAUGUACCUCGAGGACCGGACGGUGCGACUGCAGCUUUGGGAUACUGCUGGACAAGAACGAUUCCGAAGCUUGAUUCCUUCUUACAUCCGCGAUUCAAGCGUAGCUGUUGUUGUCUAUGACAUCUCUAACGCUAAGUCAUUUCAAAACACCAAGAAGUGGAUUGACGACGUACGAGCCGAGCGAGGUAACGAUGUUAUUAUUGUGCUGGUUGGAAACAAGACGGAUUUGAACGACAAGCGGGAAGUGACCACACAGCAGGGAGAAGAGGAGGCAAAGAAGAACAACCUCAUGUUUGUCGAGACAAGCGCAAAGCUGGGCCACAACGUCAAGAACCUGUUCAAGAGGAUAGCACAAGCCUUGCCUGGCAUGGAGGGAAGCGAUGCCGCGGCGCAAGCUUCCAACCAGAUGAUUGAUGUCAAGACGAACAACUCGCAGCAGUCGCAAGAAGGCUGCGCAUGCUAA